This is a messenger RNA of Cavia porcellus (domestic guinea pig), 2015 nucleotides long. RefSeq names its product golgin A7 (gene Golga7). The transcript is spliced from 6 exons. The coding region runs from base 175 to 537 and encodes 120 amino acids. Gene Ontology annotation, cellular component: Golgi stack; palmitoyltransferase complex. NCBI's taxonomy places the organism in Eukaryota, Metazoa, Chordata, Mammalia, Rodentia, Caviidae. Gene Ontology annotation, biological process: peptidyl-L-cysteine S-palmitoylation; Golgi to plasma membrane protein transport; protein targeting to membrane. The record is from RefSeq and is a predicted model, not a curated record.
CGCGGCCGGUCUGUCCUCGCCAUGCGGCCGCAGCAGGCGCCGGUGUCUGGGAAGGUGUUCAUUCAGCGAGACUACAGCAGUGGCACACGCUGCCAGUUUCAGACCAAGUUCCCUGCGGAGCUGGAGAACCGGGUUUGAAAAUUGAACUUCCGCUUGAUAGUUGAACCAAAUAACAUGUAUGCAGAAUCUGACAUUAGCCGUUCAGAACGUGUGGUGGGUAGUGCUUUAUACAGUGUUGAUAGGCAACAGUUUGAAGAAACCGUUCGAACCCUAAAUAACCUGUACGCAGAAGCAGAGAAGCUCGGGGGCCAGUCCUAUCUCGAAGGCUGUUUGGCUUGUUUGACAGCAUACACCAUCUUCUUAUGCAUGGAGACCCACUAUGAGAAGGUUCUGAAGAAAGUCUCCAAGUAUAUUCAAGAACAGAAUGAGAAGAUAUAUGCUCCCCAAGGCCUUCUCCUAACAGACCCCAUUGAGAGAGGACUUCGAGUUAUUGAAAUUACCAUUUAUGAAGACAGAAGCAUGAGCAGUGGAAGAUAAACCAUUGACUUCAAGAUCCCACCUCCCGCUGGGACCCUCGUCCAUCCACUGACUGAUCACAGAGUGUCCCCUACCUCUUCUCCGAGCAUCAUUCCUUUGUAUCUGCUGCCAGAGCCAUGGUGCCAUUUACUCCAAGGACUAACUUUCUAAAAUUCCAUACCUGGAGUGACCUCUAGUCGCUCAGCAUCCACUUUGUGUCUCCAAAUUGUGUAGGACUCUAAUCUUGUGAUGAGUUUCUGAGAAAACACCAUGAAGCAUUUCAUUGUUUAAAUUCAGAGCCAUUUAGUAAAAUAUGCAGUUGCUCAUCCAGUGCAUUUUUAUUUCUUCCCUGCCACCAGUGCCACUUUAUUGCUUGGGCCAGUUUCCUAGGUGGCUUUGUUUUGGUUUUGGGGGUUUUUUUUUGCCCAGGAAUUGAACUCAGGACCUUGUGCUUGCCAGGCAGGCACUUGCACUGCUGAGCUAUGUCCCUGGCUCCCAGGUGGCUUUUGACUUCAACAAGUCCUGUCUUAACCAAUAUGCAGACUGAUUCCCCCAAGUUAAUAAAAGGCUUUCUUCCAGGUGGAUUACGUGUGUCUGGUUUUGCUAGCUCAGCUUCUAGAUUUCAAAGAAUGACCCAUUUUGCUGAUUCAAAUCCUAAGAUUGAUUUCUGUUCUUCAGUUUCUCAAAUUGAAUCUCAUUGAAAAUAAUGUACAAUAUGAUUUGUCUCAUAAUAGCAGCUAUUCCUAAUUAAAGCAGUAUUUAAUGCAAUUCCCAGUUAAUUUCUUUGGUGAUUUUUAUAUUAUUGCAUUACCUUGAAUAUCAAGAAGAUACAAUCUGUGUUGCCUGUUCAUUACACAGAUAAGCACAAUAAAGUGGAUGCUAAACUAUCAACACAUAAAUGUCUUUGCUGUGUCCCUGAGUGUGUAACAAGCAAGUGUAAUACAUAUUGUAACUAGUUUUGUUAUAACUGUAACUUAUGAGGGAAAAAUUUGAUAGGAAUAAUACUGUAUAUUGCUAAUUUUUAACCCUACUGACAACAUUAUGAUACAUUGACUCAUAUACAGUAUUCAUUGCACACAGAAAUCUUAUGAUUGGUUAAAGUUAAGUACUUACACGUUAAACCCUCUGCUGAGUCUAUAUUCCUAGCUCUUGUCUGUAUGUUCUUAGUAUUGGGUUUUGGAUGCCCGUCGUUCUUUUGGGGGUUUGAGAGCACUGUACUUGAGAAAAAGCUAAGAGAUAUAUUAGGAAAGAAUGAAGUAGUUAAAAGUUUUAUUUUCAGAGAUACCGUAGGUGCUAAUACUGGAUUUAACCUUCAGAUUUAAUUUCUUUUCUGGAUCUGGUAGUUAUUCAGUAAAUCCCAUAGGUCUAUGUAAUAUUUUAAUUGUAUAAAAUUCCUUUAUUACUUUGUAGCCUGUAACAGAGUGUCUGUCUGCCUUUUAAACCCGUUGCAAUAACUUUGCUGAAAUAUUAACAUAUUAGUAAAACUUUUCUUAAACAAA